Messenger RNA from Tigriopus californicus, 3095 nucleotides. RefSeq names its product aminopeptidase NAALADL1-like. The transcript has 2 exons. Gene Ontology annotation, molecular function: carboxypeptidase activity. NCBI's taxonomy places the organism in Eukaryota, Metazoa, Arthropoda, Copepoda, Harpacticoida, Harpacticidae. The record is from RefSeq and is a predicted model, not a curated record. Bases 680 to 2998 code for a protein of 772 amino acids.
UCACUUGUGAAGCGGACAUGUCAUCCCUUGGGAUCAACAAAAUAGACAAAUAUUGCCCUUUAGGCUUAGACAUCACUACAAUGUACGCGGAAAGAUCAGACUGGCUUUAGUUAGCUCACUACCUAUAGUAGGUGGCGACGAUUUCGACGGAGAAAAAGCCAACGGUCAACGCUCACAAUUCUCGUCAGGAAAUAAAAAUGAGUCUUAACGACUACUUAAAAGCCCUCUAAUCGUUUCGACUCGGAAGUAGGUCUUGAAGCAUCAUCUAGAGUUAAUUCAUUAAAAGCCAAGAAACAGACCACACUGUGACACAUUCCAAACGGCUUGUCCGGGAGGGGCAAUCAAUAGACAAUGAAUGGGAAAGAACGGAAGCAAGCAAGGAAGCAAGGAAACACAGGUGGGAUUGAAGAGCCAAUCUUUUAAAUUCCCGAGUCGAUUUGCUAUUCUUAACCAAAGAACUUGAUCAAGCUAUCAACUUCGAAGAUGAAGGAGCAAGAAUAAAUUCCAGAGCAAAAGAUGCUUUAGCCCAUUCACCUUCUCACUGGAUGCGUUAGUGUAAAUUUCUUUGAUGCCCCCCCCUCCCCCUUCUGCCUCGAUCAAAAAACUGCCAAACAAGUAAUAUCAAAUAACGCUUGUGAUUGACGCCUUCAAAUCACGAGCCCAUGAACUAAGUUCAAGAAUGGGUCAGUCAGGUUUGAAGAUGGAUCGGUUGCACAAGAUUCUAAUUGGGGCUUGUGCCCUAACAACAGUUUGCAGCUUCAUCCUAGGCAUUGGUGUAUUUACGCUUUUGAACCAGAAUACGCUGAGCAUUUUUAAGGCAUUAACUUGGAAUUCUCUUCAAGAGGAGACAGACAUCACACUCUCAAUAUUGAAUGAAAUUGACCCCAAAACUCUCGAGGAGAACCUUCAAUGGAUCAGUCAAUCUCCGCAUGAAGCGGGAUCGAAUCGAGAUGAGAACAUUGCCAUGUGGAUUCGGCAACUCUUCCGAAAAUACCAAUUCGACGAUGUGCAAGUGUCAACUUAUAAAGCUUUGCUGUCUUACCCGAGUGCAGUUGAGCAAAGUCGCGUGGAAUUAUUGGAUGGAUCAGGGGAAAUUCAGUUUUCAACUAACCCUGGGGGAGGUUUUGAAUCAGGUAGAGCCAUGUCUAACAUGGGCGGUCCUUCCGCCCACUUUCAUGCUUACUCACCUUCAGGUGCCAUUGAGAGCACGUUGAUCUAUGCCAAUUAUGGAAGGGAUGUGGACUUUCUAAAAUUACAAGAGCUCAGUAUUCCCAUCGUUGACCGUCUGGUCAUUGUUCGUGAAGGUCAGAUAAGUUCAGCAGAAAAGGCUUUCAAUGCGGAAGCGUACGGAGCAGUGGGAUUGAUCGUGUAUCCCGAUCCUGAAACCGCUGCCAAGGAUGGAGAAAGCCCUUUGAUGGUCUAUCCAAACAAUUGGUGGCUACCAUCGGAUGCGAGACGAUCUGAUAGCGUUUUGACCAACCCUGGAGAUCCUCUAACUCCGGGAUGGCCGGCAAAGCCCAAUGUGCAUAGACUAAAACAAGAAUUAGUAGAAUCAUGGCCCAAUAUUCCCUCUCUACCCAUAAGCUAUAAUGCCGCUCGUGAAAUAUUGUCUGUUCUUGGUGGCCGAGAUGUUCCAUACGGUUGGCAUGGCCGGCUUCAAGGCGUUCAAUACAAAUUAGGAGGAGAAUUCAAACUCAGUAGCAAUGUGAAACGUGUUCUUUUAACUGUCAAAAACCAACUUACGCCAAUAGACGUCUCCAAUGUGAUAGGAAUCAUCCAAGGGUCUGUGGAACCCGAUCGGUACGUAAUAUUAGGGGGUCGACGAGAUUCCUGGGGCAACGGUGCAGUCAACCCUUCAACAGGAACUGCAGCCAUGAUGGCAUUAGCACAAUCGAUCACCAAAGUUAUGAAAGACGAAGGCUGGAGACCACGGCGUUCUUUGGUGUUUGCUUCCUGGGGAGGAGGUCAGCACGGGGAAAUUGGAUCAACGGAAUGGGUUGAAGAGCACUUCCCCAAAUUGAAAGAUCGAACUGUGGCCUAUAUCAACGCUGAAGGUUGCUCUUUCGGACCAAGUUUGGACACGACAGCAACCAAAGAUUUGGAGGAGGUCAUUCUAGAGGCCCUUAAACUGAUACCCAAUCCACAAGUUGAACAGAACUACAUGGGUGAUGAAGUCAAUUCCAAUACUAAGGGAGAAGGAUCUUAUUACGACUAUUGGAUGAAUUCCCCCGGAGACGGGUUCCCGACCAAUAACUUGGGCUUUAGCGGACCAAGAGCGAUUCAACGAACGAUGGGAAGGGGAGAUUUCACAAGCUUUCAAUCUCUUAUGGGUUCCCCUGUUAUGGAUAUUCAAUUGGUGCCUGAAAAACAUAAUCUUAGCAGUUUUCCCCUGGCUUCUACGGAGUACGAUACGUUUGCAAUCUACAAAUCUGCUGUCGACCCAAAACUUCAAAACAUUCAAACUUGCGCCAAGAUCAUGGGUUAUAGUGUGAGAGCACUUUCAGACAGGCCAAUUUUACCCAAUGAUGCCACUUCUUACUUCGACAUCAUGAAAGAAGGACUGUUAGAGCUUCAGACACUCGGGAUGUUUGAUAAUUCUUUGGAGCAAUUGCAGAAUAUCAGUUUAGGUCCAUUAGAAACAGCCAUCACUAAUUUUGGACCUCAGGCCCAGAACUUCAGUGAAAGGGUGAAGGAGGUAGACGAAAACAAUCCCUUGGCCGUCCGAAUGAUCAAUGACCAAAUCAUGGGUUUGGCGAGAAUAUUUGUCUUGAAAAGCGAUUUCCCCGGCAUUACUGGCUACAACGCUUUGGUGGGAUCUGUAAAGGAUCAACCGAGAAGUGUCAUUUUUCCAAAACUCCGGUUCUUGGUCUCCAAGUUGGCAGAGCAAAAUUUGGAAGAAAAAAAUAGAAGACAUGAGAAACUCCGACUUCAUGUGACUGAACUUUUCAUAAUGAUUGAACAAGCCACCUCAUACCUAAAAGCUUAUCAUAUCAUCUGAGCAAAGCUUGAUAUCAAUUAGAAAUAGGAAUAAAGAUAACAAACACGUUUUGUACAUUGCAAGAUGCAAGAAUUGAAUAAAAUGGAUUUGGUAUGAG